GGUUUUGGUAACCGAUGUUGCCGAAACACAUCAGCAGUAUAGGCUUCCAGUGCUUUAAACCGCGCUGCUCUAAGUAAACGUUUUAAAACAUCUCGACGGACACGCGACGAGUUAUUUCGAGACUUUUUUACUCUCCUAAUCGUUAUCCAGGCUUUUGCGUCUUACAUAUCCAAUAACUGCGAAAUUCGGUUAUUUUACGCGUUGUGUCUAAUACAAUGUUUUAAAGAAUAAAGAUCCGUUCGGACAUCAAGUUCGUCGCGUUGACAUUGAGUCACACGUGCGCGACGAGAUACGCUGAAGAUUAGGCGCAAACUCGCUUUUUCCAUCGAUUCUUAUGAAAUUACACGUCGAUUCUCAAACGAUAAUGUACGAACUACGCGUUUAGAACAUUUAUGCUGAACUUUUACGAGUUUCGCAUACUCGUAGUUUUCUAGAAGCGAUAAGCUAUCGCUCAGCGGAGGUUUGUGUUUAUGAUUCCUAUAAACAAAAAACGAGCUGAGUCCGAUGCUUUCGCUAAUUUUCUUAGGAUCGCGCAUAAACGUUUAACGCGAACGUCGAGUAAUUUCUGACGGACUGAGGAGAACGUGGCGAAGCUGUGGCGCAACGGGAGAAACAGAUGGCCAGCGCACAUACGGAAAACUUUCGAGCCGACGGAAAAUCCCCAUUUUUCCGUAGCCGAAGCAGCGGGGGAUCUUAUUUCCCGGUCGGGACUCUCGUUUACCUGCAGCGACGAUAUUUAUCGCCCGCGCACUUUCGACCUUAACCACGGGGGUGCCAGGAUGUUUCUCUCCUCGAAUAAAAAAGGGCGAAAAUGUAUACCUGCACCGAGGGUUUGAGGAAGCGAAAAACCGAAGCCAACUUUACUUCACGAAUUCGACGGUGCAAAGUUAUUCCAUCCGAACUUCCCAUAAAAUAUUUCAUCAGCUCUCGUUAUCUCCCGACAAACACGGAAACUUACGUGCCCGCCUGAUUCAUUGCCGUAAUUAUAAAAUAAUCUUGAAAUUCGAACAAUACAACAAAUUCAAUCUUAAAACAUUCCAGGGUUUCUCGAAACGAGACUCGCGAGGGUAUAUUAACCGUCUCUUAUCAAAGAGCAGCGGAUAAAGAGACGACACACUAUCGCGCGGCGAGCAGAGUAUAUGAAGUAACAUCAUCAGGCGAUUGACGCUCGCUUGGCCGAAAUGAUCUGCUCCGUUUCGGGUCGCACGCAAAAAACAACAUUGUUGUUUCGCGGCGAAAUAGAUUUUCCGUAUCUCCGUGUCCGGAGGGGAAAACGUGACACGAUGGAAGGUCGAGUGAGCCAGGGAGUAUAAUGGCACGAUUGGCCGAUGCAAUGGGCUUUUCCUUAUUCUGCACAAUACAAUUUUUUAAACUAAUCGGGCACUUAACAAUUUUGAUUACGAGCUUGCGGCUCGCGAGUGCGAAACGACGAUGAGGAAAGACGAGAUCUAGACUUUUCUUCUCCGAUUUCAUAAGACAUUAUCACUGUUCUACGAUAAAGCGAACGUUUCUGUUCCACAUCGUUCGAAAUACUCUAAAAACAAGGUUGUCCGCAAGUACCGAAUAACAAGAACGCGCAGAAGAAAACGACAAGAUGAAAAUUCAUUUUCCAAUUUCGCAACGACUCAAAGUCCAGCCCCUGUAGACGUAGGCAUAUCAACUUUUCGCGUCGUCGCGAUAAAAAGCGCAGCUCGUCUGUAAUUAACGACAUUCACGAGCGAAUCGCGUCAGAGAGUAGGGUAUAUAGCCGUACGGCCUAUACGCGCACGCAAAUACAUAUUAUUGUAAAAAGCCUUCGAGAUACCAGGGGGGAUCUUUAGACACUUGUUGCUCCUCUUCUCAACGUCGCGUAACGCGGCCGAGAUAAAGCUUCUCACUCGUGUGCGUCGGUUGUUUUGUACAGUCGGAGCCAAAUAGUGGGGAAGAAGAGAGAGAGAGAGAGAACGAGCCAGUAGUCGCGGGACUGAAGAGCGAGGACGAGAACUGACGAGCCGGCAUUCGCGCGAUAGUCACUUGGGAGAAAACAUGACCGAUUACAAGUUGGGCAAGCUCAUCAUCGAGGGCAAGACGAAGAAGGUCUUCGAGCUUGCGAACGACCCGAAGCUCUGCUACCUGGAGAGCAAGGAUCGCAUCACCGCCGGAGAUGGCGUCAAGUCCCACGAGCUCGAGGGCAAGGCUGCCAUCAGCAAUGCCACCAAUGCCAAGGUUUUCCAGCUACUCAACCAGGCCGGUAUCAAGACUGCCUUCGUCAAGCUCGCUGGAGAGAAGAGCUUCAUCUCGAAGAAGUGCGAGAUGGUACCCAUCGAGUGGGUCACCAGGAGGCUGGCCACUGGAAGCUUCCUCAAGAGGAACCCAGGUGUCCCCGAAGGCUUCAGGUUCAACCCACCCCUACAGGAGACCUUCUUCAAGGACGACGAAAACCACGACCCUCAGUGGUCUCAGGAGCAGAUCGUCUCGGCCGGUUUCAAGCUGAACGGCGUGACCAUCGGUAAGGACGAGUACGACAUCAUGCUUCGCACCACCCUCGUCGUCUUCGAGGUGUUGGAGCGGGCCUGGGCCACCAGAGACUGCGCGCUGAUCGACAUGAAGAUCGAGUUCGGUAUCGAUGCCGAUGGUGAGAUCCUCCUGGCCGACAUCAUCGACAGCGACUCCUGGAGGCUCUGGCCCAGCGGCGACAAGAGGCUGAUGAAGGACAAGCAGGUCUACAGAAACCUGGCUACCGUCACGCAAUCCGACCUGGAGACGGUCAAGCGUAACUUCAAGUGGGUUGCCGACCAGCUGGAGUACCUGGUCCCACCCCCAAGUGCUCACGUAAUCAUCUUCAUGGGCUCGCCUAGCGACGAGGAGCACUGCAAGAAGAUCGCCAAGCACGCUACAGCUCUGGGUCUCAAAGCCCAGCUCCGUGUGAGCAGUGCACACAAGGGAACCGAGGAGACCCUCCGAAUCCUCGCCCAGUACGAGGGUAGCGGCGAGAAGGUGGUGCUGGUCGCGGUGGCUGGCAGAAGCAACGGCCUAGGUCCAGUGCUCUCUGGCAACACCCCGUUCCCUGUCAUCAACUGCCCGCCAGGAAACUCCCAGGACAUCGACCAGGACGUCUGGUCUUCUCUCAAAGUGCCUUCAGGACUCGGAUGUACAACUGUGCUGUACCCGGAAAGCGCAGCCCUCGCUGCUGCCCAAAUUCACGCUCUCCACGAUCAUCUGGUCUGGUCUCGUCUGCGGGUCAAACAGCUGACGAACUUCAUCACUCUGAAAAAGGCUGACGCUAAACUGAGGAACGUCCAGCAGUUCUAAAUGAUGUCUACUUCGAGACAAAAUUUGUUUUUCAAUUUUUUGAGAAUAUAAUUCUCGCUUGUUUAUCAAAGCAUCCUAUAUGUAUAUUUUUUCAUAAUUUUCGCUGUAAUUGUUUUAAUUUUUUUUUUUUUUAUUAAUUUAUGUUGAUUCAUUUCACACGUUAAACUUCUUUUAUACGUACAUUGAGAUCUAUUUUUCAUUUUUUAUUUUAGCUUUAAACCGGCACAAUUAGCUACCUACUUAAAUUGUUAUUCAUGGUAGCUCUUUGUGUGUAUGCUCUAUUGUUGUUUCUUUUAGUCGUACUGUACUGGCUGCAAGUUUGUAACGUUCAUUUCUUUCCAAACCGUCCAGUCUACGAAUAAAUAAAGUGACGAUAAAAGUGAAUAAAGCUUACUACUUUAUAGA
This is a messenger RNA of Nasonia vitripennis (jewel wasp), 3696 nucleotides long. It is a transcript of the gene Paics, whose product is annotated as multifunctional protein ADE2. The record is from RefSeq and is a predicted model, not a curated record. The coding region runs from base 2026 to 3291 and encodes 421 amino acids. NCBI's taxonomy places the organism in Eukaryota, Metazoa, Arthropoda, Insecta, Hymenoptera, Pteromalidae. Gene Ontology annotation, molecular function: phosphoribosylaminoimidazolesuccinocarboxamide synthase activity. Gene Ontology annotation, biological process: 'de novo' IMP biosynthetic process. The transcript is spliced from 6 exons.